Molecule: messenger RNA, 1365 nt
Organism: Conger conger (European conger)
Lineage: Eukaryota; Metazoa; Chordata; Actinopteri; Anguilliformes; Congridae
Gene: tfap2d
Product: transcription factor AP-2 delta (activating enhancer binding protein 2 delta)
Exons: 8
Coding region: 10-1365 (451 amino acids)
Biological process (GO): anatomical structure development; regulation of cell population proliferation; regulation of transcription by RNA polymerase II
Cellular component (GO): nucleus
Molecular function (GO): RNA polymerase II transcription regulatory region sequence-specific DNA binding; DNA-binding transcription factor activity, RNA polymerase II-specific
Source: RefSeq, a predicted model, not a curated record
AUCGCGAAAAUGUCAACAACUUUUCCAGGAUUGGUGCACGACGCAGAGAUACGUCACGACGGAUCAAACAGCUACCGUUUGAUGCAACUCGGAUGCCUGGAAUCAGUGGCCAACUCGUCUGUCGCUUACUCCUCGUCGUCGCCGCUAACAUACCCCGCCACGGGAACCGAGUUCGCGUCCCCGUACUUUUCGACGAACCACCAGUACACGCCACUGCACCACCAGUCGUUCCACUAUGAGUUCCAGCACAGCCACCCGGCGGUAAAUCCCGACGCCUACUCCCUGAACUCCCUGCACCACUCCCAGCAGUACUACCAGCAAAUCCACCAUGGGGAACCGGCCGAUUUCAUAAACCUCCACAGCGCGCGGGCGCUUAAGUCCUCCUGCCUGGACGAGCAGAGGAGAGAGUUAGGUUGCCUCGAUGCAUACCGCCGGCACGAUCUUUCGCUAAUGAGCCACGGUUCCCAGUAUGGCAUGCACCCGGACCAGAGACUGCUGCCGGGAUCAGGGUUAGGCAUACCGCCACCGGGAGCCGACGAUUUACAGAGUUCGGUGGAAGCUCAGUGCGGACUGGUAUUAAAUGGGCAAGGUGGAGUUAUUCGAAGAGGGGGCACGUGCGUGGUGAACCCGACAGACCUGUUCUGCUCCGUUCCCGGCCGGCUCUCGCUGCUCAGCUCCACCUCCAAAUACAAAGUGACAAUCGCCGAAGUGAAAAGACGCCUCUCCCCGCCCGAAUGCCUGAACGCCUCCCUCCUGGGCGGCAUAUUGAGAAGAGCGAAGUCCAAAAAUGGCGGGCGGUGCUUGCGGGAGAAGCUGGACCGGCUGGGGCUGAACCUCCCGGCCGGGAGGCGGAAAGCCGCCAACGUCACGCUGCUCACCUCGCUGGUGGAGGGUGAGGCUCUUCACCUGGCGCGGGACUUCGGCUACACCUGUGAGACGGAGUUCCCCACCAAGGCGGUGGGGGAGCACCUGGCCCGACAGCACUCCGAACCCAAGGAGCAGGCCGCUCGGAAGAAGAUGGUGUUAGCGACAAAGCAAAUCUGUAAAGAAUUUCAAGACCUGUUAAGCCAAGACCGGUCGCCACUUGGGUCCUCGAGACCGACGCCGAUCCUGGACCUGGACAUACAGAGACACCUAACCCACUUCAGUCUAAUAACUCACGGAUUCGGCACCCCGGCCAUCUGUGCGGCCCUCAGCACAUUCCAGACGGUUCUGAGCGAGAUGCUGAACUACCUGGAGAAACACACGACGGGCAAAAACACGGGAACGCCAGACUCGGCUCAGAUUAACUCCGGAGUGGAGAAGUCGGCCCUGCGGAAAACAGAGUCUCAGUCUAAAGACGGCAAGCUGGAGAAGAUGGAAUAA